AUGCUGGUUGUGCAGGUCGUGAAUAUGAUCACUUCCUGCCGCAAGAGAAACACCACGGAGGACCGCACCACAUUCAGCCAGUCCAUCCUGGACACUCCUGUAUGCCAGGAUGCUUUCGGGCGACUGCUGGAUGGACGCUUCUUGAAGCAAACUCGUCAGUACCGGAAGAUGCAAGGAUCCACGGAGAAACAGCAGGCGGUGGUCGAGUUCUUGACGGAAAUGCAUGCCACUGUGGCUGAGUACAUGCCCGAGGCAAACCGUGCCCGGGACACCGCCAGCCCGGUUCCCAAGACGACUGAGUCUCAGAAUGGCAAUGACACUGUGCCAAUUGGUCUGCGUUUUCGAAAAAGGACAGGCAAGCGUCCUCGGAAAUCCGUGUCUAUGAAUUUUGGCAAGGACACGACAGCAUUGAAAAUGCUGCCACCUGGCACAUUCACAGGAUACUUGGCUCUGCUCAACGCCCGCAGAGAAGGCAAAGACAAGAUCAGCCUGAAGAUGUUCAACGAAGUUUGGGCCGAGUCCUUUGGCACCCGCCUGGCCAUCCGACCUGUCAGCCGACACGCGCUUUGCUCUGUGUGUCUACGGCACAAGCUCAUCAUUCGAAAAUGUGGUGCAGACGAGGUGGCGAGGGACAUCCAAUGCCGUCAGUACGAGCAGCACUUGAAACUGCAGUACAAGGACCGUACUUGCUACUGGGAAAAGAGGGGCCUCGCCAGGCUGAGAUCCUUGCAAGGCAAUGGACUGUAUCCAUUGAGCCUCAUAAGGGACGGUGCAGACCACAGCAAGUUCGCCUGCCCAAGAUCAGGAGUCUUCUCCGGAAAAGACUUCUCCUCUUUGCACCGACCGACCAUGGACCUGGUUGGAUGUCUGCUGCACGGGCAGUCAGCCUGCCUGGCGUUGAGCCACCCGCGCCUGGCGAAGGAUUCGUCCUACUCGACGGAGCUCCUCUAUCACAUGCUCCACCGCGUUUCCAGCCGCGUGGAUCUUCGUCAAGCUGAGCUCUUCCUUCAAGCUGAUAACACGACUCGCGAA
Molecule: messenger RNA, 1032 nt
Organism: Symbiodinium sp. CCMP2592
Lineage: Eukaryota; Dinophyceae; Suessiales; Symbiodiniaceae
Source: the annotation of a GenBank genome assembly